Messenger RNA from Canis lupus familiaris (dog), 2101 nucleotides. Its product is annotated as vomeromodulin-like. NCBI's taxonomy places the organism in Eukaryota, Metazoa, Chordata, Mammalia, Carnivora, Canidae. The record is from RefSeq and is a predicted model, not a curated record. Bases 163 to 1932 code for a protein of 589 amino acids. The transcript is spliced from 17 exons. Gene Ontology annotation, biological process: sensory perception of smell.
CCUAGCAACACUUCCUCUGUCUCAGUUUCCUGGAAUCUCCUUUCAAAGGCUGUAUUUUCCUCAAGAAAUCAGGAAUUAAAACUCCAGUUCACGCCAAACAGGAAAAACGUUUGGAGGCCUUUCUCUUAGAGCUUCUGAACAGGAUAUUUUUGCCCCAUCACAAUGGUAUCAGUUGCCAAGAUGCUGACCCUCUGGGCCCUGAUCAUCACGCUGACCAUCCAGGCAAGAGCAAUUGACCUGCCAAGCCCAUCUUUACUGGUGGGAACUCUUCCUAUCAAUGAAGCCACUGGGGCUGUCAAAAACGUCCCUCUUGCUCUAAUGGGAAGACAGCUCAGAAAUACCCAAAAAGGCUCUCCAUCUAUAAAACGUCAAGUUGGGACCCCAGGAGUCAAGUGUUCACCUGUGGCCAAGUACUUACUAUCUAGAAACUACCUUGAAGAAUAUCUGAACGCCACCCUGCCCCCAAAGAUCAAGAAGAAGUUGAUGUGUGAGGAGGUCCUUCUGUCUGGUAUGAUUGGGAAAGUGAUAUCCACGGUGUCUAGCUCCGAUCUACUGUCUGUGUUAGACAUCACUUCAGCCCUCAACAUACCUGGAGGUGAUCCUCUUGGUGGCAUCCUGGGCAAGGAAAGUGGUGGCCAGUCCCCAAAGCUCCCACUGCCAUUGCUCUCAAAAGCCACUGAUGCACUUGGUACCCAAAAGGAUCUGGGCAGCCUACCACCCACUGGUGCAGAGAAGAAUCCUGUAAAAGGACUCAUCAACAACCUUGGUCUUGCAAAUCUCCCCCUGCCCCUGAAUGAUGUAGGUGACCAAGUCAACAAGCUCACAGAAUCCACCCAGGGCAUGCUGAACAGUGUAGUGCCAGCAGGCGUUGGAGACGCAGUUACAGGCCUGCUGGGAAAUCUUAACAUAGAAGAUCUCCUAUUAGGAUUAGAGGUUCAAAAAGUGACUGUGGAGAGCAUGACAACAACCAUGACAGGUGAUGGGAUUCUCGUCCAUGCCACAACUACUGCCUUCAUAGGUGGAAAAGGUCUAGCAGGACCUGUAGUCAGCAUACUAGGAUAUGAAGUACAUGGCGAUGUAACCCUGAAAAUUGGCAUUUCCACGAACAACACCCAGUGUGUCAACCUCCAAGUCCAGGACAAGGACAUCAAGGUCAAGAAAGUGACUCUUCAGAUAACGGACAUGCUCACAGAUACUUUGCCUCUCCCUGUGCCUCUGCCUUUGGACAACAUCAUUUCUCAAGUGUUGACAGUAGCUAUGAAAGAAAAUUUUCAAGAAUCGGAAUCGUGUAACAUUGAUUUCAGUGAUUUCAACGAAUGCAAGAACUCUACUGGCUUGUUCAAGUACGAUGUUAAAAGUUCCAGGAUUUCUACACGAGGCCUUUUCAUAUCAUACUGUGCUAAAGCCCUCUUUAACAACAAUAUAGUCCCUGUGCCCGGAAGCCCUCUUCCACCAGAUCCUAAAAAUGCCAACAUUUCCCUAACUCUGUCCCAUAUGUUACUCAAGGUAAUCAUCACUCUAAGUGCCAAGCAGAGCUCUGCCAAGAUGAAUAACCUGACUGCAAGCAUCACCAAAAUAGCCUACUUCUUCCAAUCAGGCAACAAAAUCCAAGCCACCUACUGGGUUACUGUGGAAAAGGAUGGUGAGAGUGUUGCUAAUGGGAAAACGACCUUAAUCAUCUCCCAUAACUGCAAGAUUUCAAAAGACAAAUUGAUAUUAAGCAUCAAGAUUGAGAGCUCUGAACACUCAGUGACACCCCCUGAGGCUGAGGACGAGGUGCAAGAUAUAAUGCACUUGCUUCUGAAGAAAUUUUUGUCUGCCUUUAAUGAAAUGACGAGUACAUGGAAUGUUCCACCAGGAAUAACCUCAAAUCCUCUAACCAAUGUCAAGGUUCAAGUACUUAAAUCGAAUGAUCUUCAGGCAGCAAACUAAACCCACCACACAUGAGGCCAGAUAAUUUUCCAGAAUGAAAGCAUUUUAAAACUUCUUUAAGAAAUGUUAAGCCAAGGACAUCUUUAUUACUAAGAAGCCAAGUAGAAUAGAGUUCUUAACAUGUCAACUAUUCUUUGGAAUCUCACCAAUAUUAUCUGGAAUUUAAAAG